Messenger RNA from Desarmillaria tabescens, 1142 nucleotides. RefSeq names its product Deoxyhypusine hydroxylase. Gene Ontology annotation, molecular function: deoxyhypusine monooxygenase activity. NCBI's taxonomy places the organism in Eukaryota, Fungi, Basidiomycota, Agaricomycetes, Agaricales, Physalacriaceae. The coding region runs from base 1 to 960 and encodes 319 amino acids. The record is from RefSeq and is a predicted model, not a curated record. Gene Ontology annotation, biological process: peptidyl-hypusine biosynthetic process. The transcript is spliced from 6 exons.
AUGGCCAUCACGGUUUCUCCAGCCGAGCUUAAGAAUCUGGAAGACGUUCUCCUCAAUACCCAAGGAAACGUCCUUCUACACAACCGUUUCCGUGCCCUAUUCACCCUAAAGUCGCUCAAAUCAGAAGAGGCGAUCCGGAUAAUAUCCGAUGGAUUCAAGGAUGAAUCGGCUCUCCUUAAGCACGAACUGGCAUAUUGCUUAGGCCAGAUCCAAAAACCGUCGGCCUUACCGAUCUUGGAAUCGGUGCUUGCAGAUACCACAGAGGACCCGAUGGUACGGCACGAGGCAGCCGAAGCCAUGGGUGCCAUUUCUGCCCCGCAAUCCAUCCCAGUCUUGAAAAAGUACUUGUCGGAUUCAAAUCAGAGCGUUAGGGAAACCUGCGAGAUUGCCAUUGCCAGAAUCGAAUGGGACAACUCAGAAGAAGAGCAUAUCUUGUCAAUUGACCCAGCACCUCCUACGUCUGGCCUGAUUGCUGGUGUACCCAAACCCGAAGAUGUAACCGAGUCUAACAUCAAUGACUUGCGUUCAAAGCUUCUUAACAAGGAGCUACCUCUAUUUGAACGAUAUCGAGCCAUGUUCGCGCUUCGAAAUAUAGGUACACCCUUGGCGGUAGAUGCUCUUGCCGCCGGAUUCGUCGACGACAGUGCUCUGCUCAAACACGAGAUUGCCUUUGUAUUUGGACAACUGCUGUCUCCUCACUCAGUGCCUUGUCUGCUUGAGAUCCUAAAAGACUCGCAAGAAUCUGACAUGGUUCGCCAUGAAGCUGCUGAAGCCCUUGGUGGUAUCGGUACUCCUGAAGUGUUGCCUCAUCUGAGAGAGUGGAUGACACGAGAAGAUUCGCCUCGCGUAGUGCGAGAAAGUUGUCAAGUUGCCAUAGACAUGUGGGAGUAUGAAAACUCUAACGAGUUUCAGUAUGCUAAUGGACUUGACUCCACAUCGUCUGUAACUGUCGGCGCCUAAUGUUUUCAAAAGUUCUCAAGGGGGUGACUAUUCAAUAACAAGAAGACGUGUACUUUGUGUAAUCUGUAUAUCACUGUUUACUCUUGCGUGUAGUCUACACAAAAUGGUCGGGAUGCACGGAAGCCAGCAAAAAGAAUGUGACCAGCUGCGGAGAAUAUGGUUCAAACUAGACGCCGAUGUGC